AUGUUGACAGAUUUUCGCAUUCCACGACACCUAACCUCACAUUUACAGUCCCUGGACACAACAUUUGUGCAGCUUGCUGUGUUUUGUGACGCCUCUGAAAAGGCCUAUGGAGCUUGUUGCUAUCUUCAAACCAUCGAUCGAGUGACAGGUGACGUGUUUACAAGUCAACUUUUGUGCGCGAAAACUCGUGUUGCUCCCCUGAAACAAGUUUCUUUGCCAAGAUUGGAACUUUGUGGAGCUGUUCUCGCCAUGAGACUUCUCCAGAGUGUUCUCUCAGCAAUUACAGUGAAAAUUCAUUCCAUCAAAGCCUUCACAGACUCCACAAUUGUGCUGUGUUGGCUCUCAGCAGAACCUACAAAGUGGAAAACGUUUGUCGCGAAUCGUGUUUCACAAAUUCAAAGUGUUUUGGGUCGAGAAUCUUGGGCUCAUGUGCCAUCUGCGAUGAACCCUGCUGAUCUUGCGUCACGAGGAGUCAGCCCACCAUUACUCAAAGACAACAAAUUGUGGUUCAACGGCCCAGACAUGAAGAAAAUUCCAAACAGUGCAGAUUUUCCAGUGCCAAAUUUGACUCAAGACGAACUUGAGCAAAAAGUGUCGUGUGUAGUGUCAACAAAAAACGAUUUCUGGGAAAUUAUCGAGCGAUUUUCAUCCCAUUCAAAAUUGAUCAAGUGUUUGGCCUAUUGGAGGCGAUAUUUCGACAAUCUCAAAUGCCUCAUUGAAAAGAAAAACAUCAACAGUGGCCCACUGACCGUCAGGGAGCUCAGGGCAACAAAUACCCUUGUGAUUCGUGCAGUGCAAAGUGGUUAUUUUUCAGACGAUAUCAAUCGUCUCAGUGCCCGUGAGAAGCUUGCCAAUAGUUCGAGAAUUAGAGACUUAAACCCCUAUCUUGACGAUCAGAAAAUACUCCGAGUGGGGGGAAGGAUUGCAAAUGCACCAGUGUCAUCAACACAAAAGCAUCCUGCUCUUAUUCCUGACAAACACCCUUUUACGCAACUUAUUGCCGACAAAAUUCACCUCGAAACGUGCCAUGGGGGCCCUCAACUGAUGUUGUACACUUCCCGACAGGAAUAUUGGACCCUCAGAGGAUUGGAUGUCAUGAAGGCAGCCCGGCGCAGAUGUGUUAGAUGUUUCCGGUGUCAACCUCAUCCCAUGCACCAGCUCAUGGGGGACUUGCCACCCUAUCGUCUACAUUUCACCAAGGCUUUCGACAAAGUAGGAGUGGAUCUUUGUGGCUACUUUCUUAUUAAAGCCACACUCAGAAGGAAUGCGAGCACCAAAAUGUACGUCACAAUUUUCGUAUGCAUGGUCACACAUGCAGUGCACCUAGAACUCGUCACGGAUUUAUCCAGAGACGCAUUUUUGGCGGCCUUCCGGCGAUUUAUCUCACGUCGUGGCAAACCAUCAGAUGUUUUCUGCGAUAAUGCCAAGAACUUUGUAGGGGCAAAUCGUCAUUUUCAAGAGGUACGUGAAACAUUAUGCAACAAAAAGGAUCAGGAGUUCAUCACGCAGAUCGCUGCAGAAGCUCAAGUCAACUUUCACUUCAUCCCGCCAAGAAGUCCGCACUUCGGAGGAAUGUGGGAGUCAUCCGUGAAAAGUUUCAAAAAACAUUUCUACCGCAUCGUAGGCACCAGUUCUCUUACUCAGGAAUCCAUGCUGACAAUUCUUGCGGAAAUUGAGAUGUGCUUGAAUUCGAGACCAUUGGCACCUAUGUCAUCAUGUCCUACAGACUUUACAGCAUUGAGUCCUGGACAUUUUCUUAUUGGACGUGCACUCAAUGCCGUACCCGAUCACGACUUGACCGAACUGCCUUCAAAUCGUCUAGAUAAGUGGCAGAGGAACCAGCAGAUUGUCCAGCACUUCUGGAAGCGAUUCAAACAGGAAGUGUUUUCACAGCUACAGCAGCGCAAGAAGUGGAAGGACAAGCAACCAGAGUUGAGAACUGGAGAUCUGGUCGUAAUCAUCGAGGACAAUCUACCGCCCCUCUCAUGGAUUCUCGGCCGUGUCACGGAAAUUCAUGUCGGACGAGAUGGACAUGUACGGGUGGCCAAAAUCCGGACGCAGUAUGGCGAAUACGUCAGAGCGAUCACCAAACUGGCUCGCCUACCAGAAGACGUUCAGAACUCGGAGGUUCUGCCGGGGGAAAAUGGAGACGAGCUCCAUGAGAAAAGCGUUAAGUUUUAA
Messenger RNA from Phlebotomus papatasi, 2181 nucleotides. RefSeq lists its product as uncharacterized. Gene Ontology annotation, biological process: DNA integration. The coding region runs from base 1 to 2181 and encodes 726 amino acids. The transcript has a single exon. Lineage: Eukaryota; Metazoa; Arthropoda; Insecta; Diptera; Psychodidae. The record is from RefSeq and is a predicted model, not a curated record. Gene Ontology annotation, molecular function: nucleic acid binding.